Messenger RNA from Cladophialophora yegresii CBS 114405, 2748 nucleotides. RefSeq lists its product as uncharacterized. The transcript has a single exon. The record is from RefSeq and is a predicted model, not a curated record. The coding region runs from base 1 to 2748 and encodes 915 amino acids. NCBI's taxonomy places the organism in Eukaryota, Fungi, Ascomycota, Eurotiomycetes, Chaetothyriales, Herpotrichiellaceae.
AUGCCAGGUUCACCCGUGCAGAAUCCACCACCUGCUACCAGCGACCUGCGCUCACCAGCGAGAGAUCCUAGGAUCAGAAACAAAACGAGCUCUGCCCAUAUCGUGGACCAGAAUGCAGAUGCUGGUAGAGGACCUCUCUCCGACUUCCGAGAGUCUUUGCGGAAGCGAGACGACACACCCUCCACGAGCACUCCGCAAAGCCCUUCCGUGAGGCUCGACAACCCUGCCUCAGGAGCAAAUGACCAGCCCGAACUCCAGAACUCAUUCUCACGUUACAUCCAUGAUUCUCACUCCGUCGACUUUUUCUGUCGGAAGCUGGCGUUUUUGAGGAGUGAACGCAGUGUGGCCCAGAAAGACUACGAAAAAAUCAAGAAGGAGAGAGAUAGAUUUCCGGUUGUGGUUGACCAGGCUCGCGAGAGAGUGUCCAAGAUUGAAGGUGUUUACAAAGUGGUCAAGCAAGAUGAGGCCAAUGCAAGAGCGGCAGAAGAAGCCUCUGGAGGGAAAUUGAUACAUGUGCUACUCGAAAGGGUAAAGGACAUGGUGGAAGAGAGGAAUGUUAUGGUCAAAGAGAAAGAUGACCAAUACAAGCUUCUCACUGAGCAAAUGGACAAAAUGCAACAACAGUUGCAGAACGUCCUCUCGCAGCAAGCCACGGCGGCCGCGCAGCCUCCACCUGUUUCCACCGAAGUCAAAAUUCGGCUCCACAAACUUGAAGAAUUUCGAGCGCAACAGGAAUCCGAAAACAAGCAGGUCAACUCUAUUCACGACAAAUUCCGUGAGUUGGAAGAAAUGUGCUCUGAACAACGUGCCAUCAGCAAGGCUACGAGUAAUGAUGCAAUGCAAGCAAUCGAGGCACUGAAAUCAGAGGUCAAAACUUUGGAGCGGCGCGUGGAGACCUUGGAGCAGAAGCUUCCGCCUAGCGAAUCCCAGCUUGUUGACACAACAACUCUACAUGCAAUGGAGAGACAGUUUGAGGAGCAACUCCAGCAGAUAACAGACACAUCCAGAUCCCACCAACAAGUGGCCGAUAAUGUGGAGCGCCUUCGCAAGACCAUGCAUUUGAAGGUCGAGAAUAUGCAUGGCGAGGUGAGGGAUGAUCUUUCAAGCAUUAAGACAGAUCUAGGCACCCUCAGCUCCCAAGUCUCGGGCCAAAUUGAAGAGCAUUUCAAACUCACCACACGUGUCAAAGCGCUUGAGGAUUCCACGAGACCUGGAUACCAGGGGAUCGAUGGCCUGCAAGUCGAGAUCGAUGCUCUCAAACGGGUGGAUCAAGAUCAGUCAGAGAAAGUGGCCGCGCUGGACACGUCUCUGGAAGAAUUUGCCGAGAAGUUUGCCUCUCUCGAGACCCGACUUGCACACUCCAACGCAACCUCAUACUCGACCAGCGCCAUUGAAGAGCUGACCUCCGUUCGCUCUCAACUCGCCGGACAUAUCAUGGAAUGGAAGAGUUCUGAAGAGAGGCUGAGUAAAGAGCUGAGCGGCCUACGGCAGCAAGUCAAAGAGGCCACAACACGCGCAACUGCGGACAAGGCAGAAGUGCAGAGAGACCUACAGAUUCUCAGAACCCUAAUCGCUGAUCAUGCCAGCAAGCGCACGAAAUGGCAAGAGACCCUCGAAGAGGAGGUCAAGGCAUUAACAGCCAACUUUGUGCAGCAGGCAUCAAUGCAAGCCCGUGAUGUUAAGAAGCUCGAGACGGAAUUUACUGCUUACACAGAGACCUGGAAGCGAUCUGAAACCGAGCGAGAAAGGACUCUUGUUGAAGCGGUGGACAAACUGCGGGAUGAGCAGGCAGUCAUGAGAAGAGGCCUGGCUCAACGGUCGACGCAAGGGCUGUCACAGGACGAACGUCAGCAGGUUCAACACGCGGCGAGCCUGGCCUCGAACGUCCGAGAACUUGGUGUUCAGGUAACAAGCGUGCAGAAGGAUCUGGAGAAGCAAUGCCAUUUGACGGUCAGCCUUACACAACGGUUCAACAACCUGUCUACGGAUGAGCUUGCUCGUCGUAUGACGGGCGUUGUCAAUAAAGCUCUGCCAAAGUAUGAGAAGCAGGUUCAGAAGCUUGAUGACCAGGUUCAGAAGCUCGAAAGCGAGGUGCAAGGACUGUACCAGAAAGUGGACGCGCCGCACAAAGCGGAAGGCACCCCAAUCGAGGUAUCAAUGGAGCUUCAGGACCUUGGUGGAAGCAUCGAAGACCUUGCUGAAAAAUUCCAGUCAAGCCAUGACACCCUUGCCAAGAACUUUGUAGAAGCGCGCGACAAAAUCCAGAGUCAAAUCGAGGAGUUACAAGAAAACCAACGCGAGCUCGAGAUAUCGGUGGGCCAAAAUGAGGCCAGCAAGUCGACUUACCAGGAGUCUACGGCUGAAGCUCUAAAGGCCUUCGAAACCAGACUCGAGGGCCUCGAUAGUCGCACUGAGAAGCCCGCUGCACGCGAGCUCUUCCCAAACAGCGGCCACAAGACGGCUAUUAAUCCUCUACCACGGUCGACUAGCAGUAAUGUCAGGCUACCGAGAAAGGUGACAGUCGAUGACUCAGAGGAUGAAGAAGAAGAUGUGAAUUCGGUGGACAUUCUUGCGAGGUUCACGAAGCCGCCACCACAACAACCAAAGAUUUUUUUGCAGCGUCAGUCCUCACGGAGGUCAACUCAGUCCGGGGGAUCAUCGAAACGCAAGCGAUCAUUAAGCCGGGAGGAGACCACCGAAGCUGAAUAUUCCAUCAAAGGCAGAGCCUCGAAGCAUCAGCAUCGGUAG